AUGCCGAUGCCCAAAGUUCUGCUGGUACUCUACACCAUUGCUUUCCAUCUGGUAUCGGAGACAAACCAAUUCAAGGAAUCUGGAAGUCGGGCAGUACAGAAGUGUCUCCAAAAGACAAAAUUGUUGAUACAGCUUCUCAAAGGAUAUGAUCAUCGAAUUUCUCCGAACUUCGCAGAAGACAAACCUGUGCCGACUACUGUCUACAUACAGAUAAAUGUGGACAGCGUGGAUUCGUUCAGCGAGGCGACCAUGGACUACUCGCUCCUCAUCUUCCUACAGCAGAAAUGGACGGAUCACAGACUAGCCUGGCAAACCAGUGAUCAUCACGAACCUCUGGAGCUAGAUGCUAAGUUCAUGGAUGCGCUCUGGGUGCCCGACCUGUUUUUCUCCAACGAGAAAAGUGGCUCUUUCCACUUUGUCACAGUCUCAAAUAAAAUGAUGCAUCUCUUCAGGAAUGGAUCUAUAUUAUACAGUAUUAGAUUGUCCUUGACCUUGAGUUGCCCAAUGCAUCUACAGAAGUACCCGUUCGAUUCGCAAGUCUGCAAUAUCACCAUGGAAAGCUAUGGCCAUACUACCAACAGUAUGGUGUUCAGAUGGUACCCGGAAGUGCCCCUGGACAGGAACCCAGCCCUGCAGCUUCCACAAUUUGACCUGCUGUCAACCCCGGUCUCAGAUUGUACAAAAAUAUACGGCGGAGCCAAUUACACAUGUCUGCAAGCGAGUUUAUUCCUGAAGCGACAGGUGGGAUAUUUUGUCAUCCAGAUUUACGUACCUAGUAUUCUCAUCGUGGCACUCUCCUGGGUCUCCUUCUGGCUCAGUGCCGAGGCCAUCCCUGCACGCAUUUCAUUGGGUGUCCUCACCAUCCUCACCAUGACAACGCAGACUUCCGGUGCCAAUGCCUCCCUACCACGCGUAUCUUACAUCAAGGCCAUCGAUAUCUGGAUGCUGUCCUGUCUUCUCUUCGUCUUCGUGGCCUUGUUAGAGUUCUCCGUCGUCAAUUACAUUAGUCGGAUUGAGAAGAUUGUCAUUCCUAAUGAGAUGAAACUUGCUUCUCAGAAAGAUCUUACUACUGGUCACUUACCCACGAGCAAUGGAGACAAAAAGAGGAGAAGAUCUAUGAAGUUCUGGGUCGGCAAGAAAAAGGCGAUGUCGGUGGACCGAUGUUCACGUGUGAUUUUCCCAUUAGCUUUUGGUCUCUUCAAUUUGGUCUACUGGCUAGUGUAUAUGACGUAAUCAUCUCUGUUAAACGCCUUUGUACAGUAUUGCAUUAUGACAUGUUAUAUCGAUUACAUCAUUUUACGAUAAUGUAUCAGCUAACAUCUGCCUUUAAAUUAUUACAGCUUCAGCCUUCAUGUACACACUAAACGAAAAAAGAAAUAACAGCUGUACACACUAAACGAAAACAGAAAUAAAAGCAUGAUAAAAGCAUAAAAAAAUAAAAUAAAAUGCAGCGAUAAAAUGAGUUUACCUAAAGCAGUGACAGUGUGACGACGAAUGCAUGAUCGCACAUAAGAUAGGCCUGCAGGCUAGGAAACUCGACUUGAUGCAUGGCUGCAGGCUGGUAAACUCAGCUUUGUACAUGGCUGCAGGCUAGCAAACUCGGCUUGGUGCAAAUCUGCAGGCUAGGAAACUCGACUAGAUGCAGAUCUGCAGGCUACAAAAAACUCGGCUUGGUGCAUGUUUGUCUUACACAUGUAUCCCCAUCCCGAAUUAAUAAAUAAUAGUGAAAUAAUUAAUAUUGCACUAUACAUUACUUAAGAAUUUAUUGAGUUGACGUAGAUAACAUUAGUUUGGAUCGGUACACGACAUAAACAGUGUACCGAGGUUGCAUUCUAAUGGAUAUGCCCGCAUUUUAAAAACUGUCACGUAACCUGUUCCAGCACACCAGGGCAUUCUUUCCCCCUGGCUCUGUCAUAAUGCUGGCAGCCGUCGUACAAGUGAAAACCUUCUUGAAUACAACAAAAUGCCAAUCAAAUAAAUGAAUAUAUGGGACAUCGUAAAAUUCGGUCAUGAUUUUACAAAAUGUACCGUGUGAGUGUACGGUAUAUAAGGACAGUAAACCUGAUGCCAUUAUCUUUUGUCCGUGUACAUGUAUGUGUGCGCAGAUCAAACACAUUGUCUGAGCUGUUGAGCUUAGUGUUAAAUUAACCAGUUGAUAUACUAUGAACGAUGGCGUUUGACUUAUUUCGUUGCAUUCAACAUUAAUUUGUCGUAUUAAUUCAUACCAUAUGACGUAUUCAUAUUGCUGCCUUACCGGAUGAACAUAUUUACGUACACAAGGAGCAAAGAUACUGUGCAUCAUUGUUCCGGUUACAACCUCGUAGGUGUACAGUUAGACAGAAGUAGCCGUUGAACAUUAGACGUAUCUGUAGGCAUUUGUGAUCGAGCAGUCAUUUUACCAUCCUUGUACGUUAUAGUACACCCACUCUCAGUACAGCUUUCUUCAAUUAAUCGCUCUUGUAUUCAAGUACUCCAGAAUGAAUUCUGAUUGGGUGUUGUUUGCCCUGGACAAUAGCACAGCUAAAUUCAUCACAUGCUGUACACAAAGUCAGAUUGCAGUUUGUCUGUGCCCGUGUUUCAGCUGAAUAUGUUGUAUCUUGUAUCCCUCACUCACAAUCAGGGUAGAACCUGAUCCGUUUGAAACAGGACAUUUGGUCGUAUCACUUGUAAGUAUGCAAUCAAUGUUAAUGAUAACAACGUAGUACUUCUGGAGUCCGAGUUUUGGUGUUCGCUGUUAUAACAUUAUAGCUGGUGUUCAGCGAACAGAUUUAUUGCUCAAAUAAACUUUAUAGUGCUGAUUGGCAUCAUCACAAUUGUUACAA
Liolophura sinensis is the source of this 2822-nucleotide messenger RNA. Its product is annotated as glycine receptor subunit alpha-2-like. Gene Ontology annotation, biological process: monoatomic ion transmembrane transport. The transcript is spliced from 9 exons. Gene Ontology annotation, molecular function: transmembrane signaling receptor activity; extracellular ligand-gated monoatomic ion channel activity. Gene Ontology annotation, cellular component: membrane. NCBI's taxonomy places the organism in Eukaryota, Metazoa, Mollusca, Polyplacophora, Chitonida, Chitonidae. The record is from RefSeq and is a predicted model, not a curated record. The coding region runs from base 1 to 1233 and encodes 410 amino acids.